Messenger RNA from Poecilia reticulata (guppy), 1548 nucleotides. The record is from RefSeq and is a predicted model, not a curated record. Lineage: Eukaryota; Metazoa; Chordata; Actinopteri; Cyprinodontiformes; Poeciliidae.
CGAGCAGUUCACCAUUUAUUUCUCUUAAUCAAAACUCAAGGAGAACAGACCCUCAAUGGUGAUGAUCAAACUUUGUAUCUUCCUGCAGUUGAUGGAAAGCUGCAUCCAUCAAGUUCACUCUACUACAAUGAUACAGUGUUUGAGAGCCAAAGGUUGAAGGAAGGACUGGAGGAUAAGUUCCUGUUGCUUGAGAAACUCAGUGAAUGUCAUCUGGGCAGUGACAUCUUUGAACAGCAUCAACUGGUCAAAAUGUUACCUCAGAAACUUCAGCCUAAAAUGUUGUCUCAGAUCACCGAGGAGAAAAUUGAAUCAAACAUGCAACUUUGUGAGCUUGGGAAUGGUUGUGAGUUCAGUGGAUGGUUUGAUCAACAUCUCUCCUCAGAAGGAUUCAAACAUGGACUCAUCUGUCUCCUCAGACAAGAGACGAGAGGCAAAAUAACACAACAAAAGGCAUCAGAGAUAUGUGAAAAGACAUUUGGCAACAUUCAGAUUGUAUGCUGUAAAUCUCUGAAAACGAUACUAUGUCUGGAUGAACAGCCAUUACUCAAAACUGUCAGAGAUACUGAUGUUUUUGUCAAAAAACAACAGCAAGGUUUCACCCUAUUCUUGAUACACAAUGAUAACUUGGCUCCUAAAGUUAUUAAUGAAGCUAUUAUGAUUUUCUUAAAGGAGAUUAAUAUUCUGCUCGGUCAUAAAAUUUCAUCAGUUCAUCUUCCAGUGCUUGGACAACUCCUUAUGUGCGACAGUCUGCAAGAUGUUCGGAAAACUCUGGCUAAAAAUGAAAUCUAUGACAGUUCUGUAACUGAAACACAAAUUAUCAGUCCACCAGACCCUGGGACAAAUAUUCCAGAUGAAUGGCUUGAUUCAUUAGACAUGAGCUUUCUGAACAACUUUGAAGAAGGGGAAUAUGUUGGCUACCGCAGAAACAACACAUACAUUUAUGCAGUUGUUGUUGAAGUACUUCCUGGUUGCUCUGGAAGAUGUUCCUGGAAAUACAAAAUUGAUAUUGGAGACGAUGAACCAGUAGAAGUCAGUCAUCUUGACCUAUACCAAUUUAAACGAGAAACGAAGGUUAAAAUAGGAGGAAUGAGAGAUACAUUUUCCAUGGAGCUUGGGGUACUGGUGGAAUCUGUGCCACAUUCUUCCCAGUCAGCACAAAGUUCUCUACCAAUUUCUCUAGAUGAAAUUAAAAAGGAAAUCGACAAAUGUGUGACUGAGAUCUCGACUCUUCCUGAAGAGGAAAGAAGGGAAGCUAUCAGGAGACUUUACCUCAAAUGGCAUCCUGACAAAAAUCCUGACUGCCAUUUACUUGCUACAGAGGCAUUCCAAUAUUUGCAACAUCGGAUUGAUGAACUCAACAAAGGCAGGGUUACGUUAUCCACAUCAUCUCCCAGCAGAUCUUCUAAUUUCAGAGACUUCUACCAGCAAUGGGACCAAGAAGCACAAUGUCACAGAAGUGGUCGAGAAAGAUUUUUUAGAUCUAGAGCAUCCCAUUCCUACAACUUUUGGACCCAUAACACAAAUAUUCCAAGACCAAACAAAGAAGAG